GAGUGAUUCUUCUUUUGUCUCGAUUCCCUUUUUUUAAUGUUCACCGGGCAUUUCUAGAAGAGUAUCUGGCGCGAAGAAGACCAUGCCAUCAUCUCCAGAUCAGCGCAAACUUGGGAAAGCUAAGUUGGCUGACGCUCAAGCAGACACUGCAGCGAAAGGCAGUUCAAACGAGGCACCCAAAGCUGGUCGUGGGGCCCUUCGUGACGAUGAACUUUGGUGGUGUAGUCAUUUCCAAUGGCUGAUGGAACGAGGAUACUUGUUGCGUCCUCGCUAUGCCCCUGGUUGGGUACCGUCCUGGCAAAAUACAAAAAAGUUCUGGUACAACUGCGAAGACGGUCGCACUCCUUGGUAUCCCCAUCUAUUGGACGCAACUCGAAUUGCGGAUGGCUCAUACGUGUCCUUGAAAGUCAUAGUAAAAUCGCGCCACCCUUUUGAGGCUGACAUUGGACGUUACUUCUCUUCUGGACAACUCGUCAAAGAUCCCGCCAAUCACUGUGUCCCAAUAUAUGAAGUUAUCGAAGUACCGAAAGAACAGGACAAGAUUAUGCUGGUGAUGCCUUUAUUACGAGAGUACGAUGAUCCACCCUUUGACACGUUCGGGGAAGCUGUUGACUGUUUUCGGCAAAUUUUCGAGGGCUUGCAAUUUAUGCAUAAACAUCAUGUUGCUCAUCGUGACUGUAUGAAUCUGAAUAUCAUGAUGGAUCCAACCUCUUUUUACAUAGAUGCAUACCAUCCUUUCGAUCCAUGUAUGAGGCGGGAUUUUAAGGGUGAAGCGAGACAUCGUACCCGUACGCAGCGUCCACCCAAGUACUUCUUUAUCGAUUUUGGCAUAUCUCGUCGUUAUGACCCUACCGACGAGCAACCUCUGGAAGACCCCAUAUGGGGCGGCGACAAGACGGUACCAGAAUUUCAAAGGUCGAAUGAACCUCAAAAUCCAUUUUAUACCGAUGUCUACUAUCUUGGUAAUGUUAUUCGAGAAGAUUUUAUACAAGGGAAAUUUGGAUUCGAAUUCAUGAUACCGCUAGUUGCUGAUAUGGUCCAAGACGACCCAGCUAAGCGACCUUCGAUGGAUGAGGUGGUUAUUCGAUUCGAGAAGCUUCGCCAGGAGCUAAGUACUUGGAAACUACGUUCCAGAGUUAUUGACAAGGAAAACGACGAUACAAUGGGUUUUUUCGGUGGCCUAACUCAUUGGACGCGUCGGGUCAGUUUCAUGAUCAGACGUAUCCCUCCUGUACCUAUCCCAUAGCGCGAUAGCGUCACCUACAUGCAGAAAGUACUCAUUUCUGUUGGAAUAGGCGAUGUAGCUAUUGAUGUUAUGCCUGUCUGUCUUUUAUUUUGUGAUUUUCGUGGCUAU
This is a messenger RNA of Serpula lacrymans var. lacrymans S7.9, 1354 nucleotides long. RefSeq lists its product as uncharacterized. Bases 83 to 1246 code for a protein of 387 amino acids. Gene Ontology annotation, molecular function: ATP binding; protein serine/threonine kinase activity. The transcript has 5 exons. NCBI's taxonomy places the organism in Eukaryota, Fungi, Basidiomycota, Agaricomycetes, Boletales, Serpulaceae. Gene Ontology annotation, cellular component: cytoplasm. Gene Ontology annotation, biological process: protein phosphorylation; intracellular signal transduction. The record is from RefSeq and is a predicted model, not a curated record.